Messenger RNA from Lolium rigidum, 1524 nucleotides. RefSeq lists its product as uncharacterized. The transcript is spliced from 7 exons. Lineage: Eukaryota; Viridiplantae; Streptophyta; Magnoliopsida; Poales; Poaceae. Bases 57 to 1154 code for a protein of 365 amino acids. The record is from RefSeq and is a predicted model, not a curated record.
CUGCGGCGGAUAAUUAUUGUUGGAGCCUCGCGCCUCUUUUAAUCGUCGUCGCCGUCAUGGAAGUUGGCAGCCCUCCCAGCUCGGCGGGCAGCAGAAGGGGCGGAGGCGAUCGAGAAGAGGCGGCGAGGGGGAGCGGCGGCGCCAUGAGGGCCCGCGUGUGCGCGCGCGUCCGCACGCCGCAGGGCGUCGGGGCGCUGCUCCUCGUCGGCGGCGCGAUCGUCGGUGCCGCCGUCUUCGCGUGGCGGCGCCACUGCGACCGCAAGAAGGCCAAGAACACCCAACGCAGCAAGGAGGAGGAGAAGGUUCCGGAAGAUAGUGGAGUUGUUGAGAACGAGCAGAUUCAGGACAAGGUCGAUAAAUCUGAUGAGAAUUUGAGCAGGGAGGAUGCAGAGGUUGAAGCCAAUGGAUUGGAUGGGGAGAAAACAGAGGAGCCUCAUGAGAUUCAGGCCAAGGUGGACGAGAUCGUUGCUGAUGAAUUGGACAGGGAACCAGUAGAUAACUUUGACACAAACUCAAGCACGGAACUUACCGACAUCAUAGACGAUACGGGCCGUGGAGAUGUAAAGAAGGUUGAACAGGAUUCAAGCAUGAGUGGCGUCGAGAAUGAGGUCACACCAAAUGCCACCGAAGAUGUGGAGAACUCUGAUGAAAGCACUCUUACCAUCAGCAGCCCAGUGAUCCCCAAUGAAGAACAUAACGGGCACGAUGAUGGCGCUGAUGAAGAGACCGAAUCAACACAGAUCACUCCAAUAGCACAGAUGACGGCGCAUCUACCGCAACUCUCAGAUGAAGUGAAGGUGGAGAACAUGAUCGAAACAGUCACAGUGGACAAUGUGUCUAAGCACGAGGAGCAGAAACCGCCGGCACAAGAUCCUGUCGCGCAAGUCGACUCACCUGCAUGUUCUUCGAUACCAAGUCUGCUCAAGACAACACAGAAGAAGAGACCCGUGAACCCAGGGCAGAACGAGACAGGGAUGAAGCUCGGACAUGAUAGCGGCAAUGGUGAGCUGAGCAAAGGGGGAGCAGCACAGGGUGUAGCCAUGGUGACCAUGAACCGUAGAGCUACUUCAAUGGCUAUUCUUGCCAUCAUCUUCGCAGUGACCAUCGGACUAAACCUCGUCAUGCGCUUCUAUUCCGCUUUGCAAGCGGCAUGACCAUCUUCACAUGAACUCGCAGUAUGUUUGCUACAUGAGUUGCAGAUCCUACAAAAAGGAAAAGAAAAAGUGCAGUUUGUUCUUUGGUCAAGUGCAGAUAAGGGUCAGCUGGAGUGGCAUGGCCUGAAGAAAAUCACCAUGAUAAUUUCAGUCAGAAAAAAUUCCCACGUGAGGUGGAACGUGCAGAAGGAGGAAUAAGCUUGAUGCUACCAUGGCAUUUUAGUCAGCCAUAGGGUAGUAGCCUGAUGUAGGAACUAGUAGUUUGUCGACCUGUCUUAAGACCUUGAGAUUAUUCUGUGCAGAGUCUUUACAAUGCACGAGGGUGUUUUGACUAUUUCCAAGUUAUAAUUCGAAAGCCCUCGGUCAAGCA